Molecule: messenger RNA, 2485 nt
Organism: Phodopus roborovskii (desert hamster)
Lineage: Eukaryota; Metazoa; Chordata; Mammalia; Rodentia; Cricetidae
Gene: Serpinc1
Product: serpin family C member 1
Exons: 7
Coding region: 151-1548 (465 amino acids)
Biological process (GO): regulation of blood coagulation
Molecular function (GO): serine-type endopeptidase inhibitor activity
Source: RefSeq, a predicted model, not a curated record
GACCUCAGCCCUCCUCUCCUGACCAGCUCCCUCCCCUCCCCCACCUGGCCUCUGGACCUCUGUCAGAUUUAGGAGAAAGAAGCAGCUUUCAGAGUGACUGUCUGAGACAGCACCAUCUCCACUUGCUGUCUCUGUAGAAGCGCAACAGCCAUGGAUUCCAAUGGGACAGGAAGUGCGGCUGCUGGAAUGAGGAAGGUAUGUCUCCUCUCAUUGCUACUCAUUGGUGCCUGGGGCUGUGUGAUCUGCCAUGGAAACCCUGUGGAUGACAUCUGCAUAGCAAAGCCCCGGGAUAUCCCUGUGAAUCCCAUGUGCAUUUACCGCUCUCCAACCAAGAAGGCCACUGAUGAAGACGGCCUAGAGCAGAAGGUCCCGGAGGCCACCAACCGUCGGGUCUGGGAACUGUCGAAAGCUAAUUCUCGAUUUGCCACCACCUUCUAUCAGCACCUGGCAGACUCCAAGAAUGACAAUGACAACAUUUUCUUGUCACCCUUGAGCAUCUCCACGGCUUUUGCUAUGACCAAGCUGGGUGCCUGUAAUGACACUCUCAAGCAGCUGAUGGAGGUUUUUAAAUUUGAUACCAUCUCAGAGAAAACAUCCGAUCAGAUCCAUUUCUUCUUUGCCAAACUGAACUGCCGACUCUAUCGAAAAGCCAACAAAUCCUCCAACUUGGUAGCAGCCAACCGUCUUUUUGGAGACAAAUCCCUUACCUUCAAUGAGACCUAUCAGGACAUUAGUGAGGUUGUCUAUGGAGCCAAGCUCCAGCCCCUGGACUUCAAGGAAAAUGCAGAAUCAUCCAGAAUGACCAUCAACAACUGGGUAGCUAAUAAGACUGAAGGCCGCAUCAAAGAUGUCAUCCCCCAAGGAGCCAUCAACGAUCUCACAGCCCUGGUGCUAGUUAACACCAUUUACUUCAAGGGCCUGUGGAAGUCAAAGUUCAGCCCCGAGAACACAAGGAAGGAGCUGUUCUACAAGGUUGAUGGGCAGACAUGCCCAGUGUCUAUGAUGUACCAGGAAGGAAAAUUCAAAUACAAACGUGUGGCAGAAGGCACCCAGGUGCUGGAGCUGCCCUUCAAGGGGGACGACAUCACCAUGGUGCUCAUCCUACCCAAGCCUGAGAAGAGCCUGGCCAAGGUGGAGCAGGAACUCACCCCAGAGCUGCUGCAGGAGUGGCUAGAUGAGCUGACUGAGAUGAUGCUUGUGGUUCAUAUGCCCCGUUUCCGCUCUGAGGACAGCUUCAGUUUGAAGGAGCAGCUGCAAGACAUGGGCCUUGUUGAUCUGUUCAACCCUGAUAAGGCCCAACUCCCAGGGAUCGUUGCAGAAGGCAGGAAUGACCUCUAUGUCUCUGAUGCAUUCCACAAAGCAUUUCUUGAGGUGAAUGAGGAAGGGAGUGAAGCAGCAGCCAGCACUGCCGUCAUGAUUGCUGGCCGCUCACUGAACCCCAAUAGGGUAACCUUCAAGGCCAACCGGCCCUUCCUGGUACUUAUAAGGGAAGUUGCUCUGAACACUAUUAUAUUCAUGGGGAGAGUGGCUAAUCCUUGUAUGAACUAAAAUAGCCUUUCUUAAUCUUUGCACCUUUUCCUGUUUUGGUGUUUGUGAAUAGAAGUAAAAAUAAAUACAGCUGCCACCUCACAAGAAUGGACUUUUCCACUUGAAAUGAAGACAAGACACUGAUGCACAGAUAGGAUGCUGUGGGCAACAACUUCUGGGUAAAUAAAGGGGAAGAGGCCAGCAUGGUGGCACACACCUAGCACUUUGGAGAACAGAAGCAAAGGAUCAGGAGUUGAGGCUAGUUGAGGCUGGGCUGCAUGUGAGACACCCUGUCUCAAGAUGACUUCCUCUCCCUAAAACACAGAAAACCAUAAAAAUAAAAGAGAUAAAUAUGUUACCAUUUCAUCUUGGAGGACUGGAGGACCUUUAAAUUCUCAGUAUUCCUACCAUGCUACAAAGUCCCAAGAGUACAAAGUAAUUAAUCUCUAUAUGGAAAAGACAGAGAUUCAAAUAUGAGUAUUAAACCUUUUAUUUCUCAAACCACUCACAUGCAUAAUGUUCUUAUACACAGUGUCAAAAUAAAGAGGAAAUGCAUUUUUAUACAAACAGAAUUUCAAGUAUACAUUAAUAGACUUUUCAGAUUACUAUCCAAGUUGCUAAGGUUUCAUUCACAUUGUUCUUAAAGCUGUUCAACGAGAAAGCUUUUGCUAAGUGCUUUAAAUGUUUAUAUAAACCCACAUCUUAAUUCUUCUUUGAAUCUCCCCUCCCCUGACCCUUCUGCCCUCCCCCCUCCCGAUACAACAGGGCUCUAGGAGACAUGCUACCCUUCCAAGAACUAUUGGCUUGUCACCAGGGGAAAGUCAGAAUCUACAGGAGGAGAGUCAGAGGACACCUGUCAAAUUUAGGGGAAAUGAACCCAGUACUUAGAUGUGACAUAAUUCUGAGUAAUAUUUUAGCAUUGUUGUAUUUUUCACUUGAUCUUUAAUAAAAAAGAAAA